Molecule: messenger RNA, 1414 nt
Organism: Cladocopium goreaui
Lineage: Eukaryota; Dinophyceae; Suessiales; Symbiodiniaceae
Source: the annotation of a GenBank genome assembly
CUCCUAGCUGUCCUAGCUUUCAUUUGAUGCUAGCGCCAUGGACGCAGAGUUGAGGCUGAGGCCUGACACUGUCAGCAGGUCUCAGCAUGUGGUGGUGCAGCAGCAUGGCAUCAAGGGCCGGAUCCUGGUGGCCUCAAAAUUCUUCGCAGAAGGGGAUCUGCUGAUGUGGGAAAGGCCCCUUUUGGCGGUUCAGCCAGAGGCAUCCGUGGAGUGCCAGGUGAUUUUGGACAUGGAAGGCAGUUGGGACUGCAGCUACCGCUAUCCAGGGCUCUUCUAUUGGGCUGCCUUGCAGAGUCUCAGCCUCUCCGAGGAGGAUCAAAGCCUGGCUCUACAGCUGCAUCGACCGAAGGGCGAGGCGGGCGAGGAUGUGCGAGCCGUGUUGGAGGCACUGGGCAUGGAUGAAGGGCUGGAGGCAAUGAUGGAAGACUUGCUGCAGAUUUGGAUCUUCAACUCAUUGAGAAGUGAUGAUCAACUGGUCCUUCCACUCUUGAUGGCCAUGUGUUCCCACGACUGUUCGCCCAACGCCUUCUGGAGCCUCCAUGGAGAGAAGAUCGAGCUCCGAGCUGGGCAGGACAUCUCGGAGGGGGAGGAAGUGACGAUCUCAUAUUUGGGUGCUGGAGAUUUGUGCCUUCCUUCUCUGGAGCGGCAGCGACGCUUGCAGGUGACCAAAGACUUCCUGUGUUCCUGCCAGCGUUGCAGCAGCCUCUGGGACGACGUGCGCGUCUUUGUGUGUCCUCGCUGUCAAGGCAUGGCACGCGCGCAAAAGUUGGCCACCUGCGUGGGGCCCUUCGUGGCCCUCGGCCCGACCGUGGAGGCCACGGCCGAGACCGUCAGUUGGUCCAAGCUCCGGGGAGCCGUGGUGGAGCUGUGCAGCGAGACUUCAGAGGCCCUUCAGUGCGACUAUUGUGGUCCCUUGGGCUCAGUCGAGGCGGCUGCGCACCUGGUUCCGGAGGCGGAGUUUGCGCAGCUGCUCCAAGCAUCCACGCUCUCCUCUGUUCUGGGCGGCAUACCCUUGGAGGCGUCCGAGGGCCUGGGGCAGGAGGCCCUGCCGCUGCUGUGGCGCGCGCAGCGCUGCGGCCUGGCGGCGGAGCAUUGGGUCGUGGAGGCGUUGCGCGGCUACGCGGCGGAGGAGGAGAUUGAGCAACGCCCAUCUUUGCUGCGCGCACGUUGUGCUGCCACUGGCAACACGCCCAGGGAACGGUUGAAACGAGCGAGGCUUCGUGUAGCUUUGGCCAAGGCCAUCCUUCAGACAGCAUCGCCUUCGAUAUCUUCGAUGGCGGAGGUCACUGAGAAUUUGCACCUAGCGCGAGAGGUGUUGGUGCACAUCUUUGGCGCCUCGGAUCCAGAGGUCUUAGAACUGGAACCAUUGCUGGCGGCUGAAAAAGGGAGCGAAAACAGCUGCGUUGGGCUCUGA